CAGAUUAAAUAACAAAGAUGUAACCCUAGACUUCAUUUCACAAGUUGUGAUUCUCCCAGAACUCUUUCGAUCGCUAGUCGAGUAUAUUCUCGAGCAUCUUUUAUUUUCUGUUUUGGUCCAGAAUAAUUCUUCGGCAUCUCCUUCUUGCUUUUCAAGAUUUGAUCUGUGCUGAAGGAGAGCCGUUUGUUUGGGUUCUGUGUAAUUUAACUUCUUGACGAGGAAGAAGAAGGUUCAGAGGGGAAACGAUCGACGACUACUCGCCAUGACUUCUUCCGGAAUCUCUAUCGAAGGCGCCGAAAUGUCUGAUGCCGUUCAAGAAUUAGAAAUUUGCGAUCAGGUGAAAAUAGGAAAGAAGGUAGAGAUUCAAGGAACGGGGCAUGGGAGUCAUGAUGGGGCUUGUGCAAUUUGCUUGAAUAAGAUAGCUCUUCAAGAAACUGCCUUAGUGAGAGGUUGCGAGCACGCCUAUUGUGUGACUUGCAUCCUUCGAUGGGCCUCGUACACUCAGAAACCGACUUGUCCACAAUGUAAACAUCCAUUUGAGUUCUUGAUUGUGCAUCGUUCUCUUGAUGGGGGCAUCCAUGACUACAUGUUUGAGGAGAGUGUAUGCCUGCUUUUGAGAGCUUCAUGGUAUAUACCAUUGGUUGUUGAAGACCGGGAAGAAACCUAUGAUGAUCCUGAGGAGUACUAUCCGUAUGAAGAUGAUGACGAAGAGCUUGAGGAAGAUUACCUGGGUGCAUCCUCAAGUCUUCGCAUCGGCAACCGUAGGUGGGGGGACAAUGGUUAUGUGAGGGCAGGUCGACAAGAAGCACGGCCAAUUUUUAGGCCAAGUGUUCCAGAGUUUGCUGCGGCUAGCUCAUCACGCGAGCCUACAAAGAAAGAUGCUUCUAAAGAUAAAACCGGUCGACGAGCUAAAAGAGCUUUAAAACGGGAAGCUGCCGAUAAAGCAGCAGCAGCAAAGCAUCAGGAACAUCUAGCUAGGUUGGGUCGGAAUUGAUUUUAUGUCCAAGUUCUUGUGUAGAAUAAACCUUGUGGUUUGACCCCAUGUGUACAGGUUCUAAGAUUUAAUUUUCUUUUCUAUAGUUGAUGUCCCAAUGAAAUCCUAGAUGGGGAUUAUACUUGAAAAGGUGUAAAUGAGGCCUUUGGAUUCUUUGUAUUCUUAAAACAUUGGAUUCCAUAAUCUUCAGGAAGACACAGUAGGCCUUGUAGAUAGGUCGAAGUUGAGACUAGAAGUCAUUUGGUGUGUGUAAGUGGUUAGAUAAUUACAAUAUUUGUAACAUUUUCAAUUCUUUUAAACUUCA
Messenger RNA from Momordica charantia (bitter melon), 1298 nucleotides. Its product is annotated as RING/U-box superfamily protein. The record is from RefSeq and is a predicted model, not a curated record. Lineage: Eukaryota; Viridiplantae; Streptophyta; Magnoliopsida; Cucurbitales; Cucurbitaceae.